Molecule: messenger RNA, 387 nt
Organism: Naegleria fowleri
Lineage: Eukaryota; Heterolobosea; Eutetramitea; Acrasida; Naegleriidae
Exons: 1
Coding region: 1-387 (128 amino acids)
Source: RefSeq, a predicted model, not a curated record
AUGUCGGAAUCAGCAAAAUCAAAGCCUUCCUCCAACAACAACAACAACCAUCCACAACAACAAUCCCAACAACAACACCAGAUAGGCUCUUCUUCGACUUGCUCUUCAUUCACAACGGUACAGAAACAGCAACAAGAAAGGUCGCGACCCACAGAAGAGAAAGAAUUUGAAGGAGCAGACUCUUCGUCAUCAUUAAAUCCAAUCCUUCCGCCAUCAUCUUCUUUGCCAUCAUCAUCACAAUGCCUCAACCAUCCUCAAACUGAAACGAUUUAUUCAUCAUCAUCAUCGCCUCCAUCCACUUCAUCUUCUCCUUCAAACAGUCCACCUUCCAUGAAAACCACCAUCGGAACCACCCAAUACCAAUACCACCCCUCUGAUGUUCUUUAA